AAUGGAGGAAAAGGAAAGCCAGAAACUUGAGCUGUGCCUGGCUUGCUCAACAGACAGCAGACAGAUGAAGGACCAGGCAAAAACCAGUUUGCAUGUAACAUCACUAGACGAUGCAGAAUGUCUCCGAUCUAAAGAGCUCCUUUCGACCCUGAACAGUCACACUUCUUCUAAUCCAAAGUCCACCCGCAACAUCCCUCGAAGACAUACAGUAGGUGGCCCUCGCAGUUCCAAAGAAAUACUGGGAAUGCAAACCUCAGAAAUGGACAGGAAGAGAGAGGCUUUUCUUGAGCAUCUGAAACAGAAAUAUCCCCACCAUGCUACAGCAAUAAUGGGACACCAGGAGAGACUGAGAGAUCAGACAAGAAGCCCAAAGCCGUCCCAGAGCCCGCAGCCCAAUUUGGGUGACCAGACAGAACACCUCUCUGAAGCGUCUGCCGAUUCCUUAGAGGCCAUGUCCGAGGGCGAUUCUCCAACCCCCUUUUCGAGGGGCAGCCGCACGCGGGCAAGUCUUCCCGUGGUGCGGUCGGCAAACCAAACGAAGGAAAGAUCACUGGGUGUUUUAUAUCUUCAGUAUGGAGAUGAAACAAAGCAGUUGAGGAUGCCGAAUGAAAUCACAAGCACAGACACAAUUCGUGCCCUUUUUGUAAGUGCCUUCCCCCAGCAGCUGACGAUGAAAAUGCUGGAAUCGCCCAGUGUGGCCAUUUACAUCAAGGAUGAGAGCAGAAACAUAUACUAUGAAUUGUGUGAUGUGAGGAAUAUUCAAGACCGAUCUUUCCUUAAAGUUUACAACAAAGAUCCUGCACACGCAUUUAAUCACACUUCCAGAGCUGUAAAUGGAGAUAUAAGGAUGCAGAGGGAAAUCGCUUAUACAGGCCGAGAUGGCCCAAGUGCUUCCCGCCCCGGAUCUGCCACGCACCCUCCGCACGCAAUGCCCAGCUCUCCGCCCUCUACCCCGGUGCCCCACUCCAUGCCUCCCUCUCCGUCCAGGAUUCCCUACGGCGGGGGCCGGCCCAUGGGUGUGCCAGGCAACGCCACCAUCCCCAGGGACCGGCUCUCCAGCGUGCCAGCCUCGCGCUCGAUAUCGCCCAGCCCAAGCGCCAUUUUGGAGAGACGGGACGUGAAGCCAGAUGAGGACAUGAGUAACAAAAACCUUGCCCUGAUCCGAAAUGAAGGUCUGUACGGUGACCCCUACUUGUUUCAUGAGGGGAGGAUGAGUGUGGCUGCACCCCACUCCGGACACCCCCUCGAUGUCCCUGAUCACAUUGUAGCCUACCAUCGCAGUGCCAUGAGGUCAUCAAGCGCUUACUGCAACCCCUCUAUGCAGCCUGAAAUGCUGGAGCAGUCCUUGUACAGACAAAAGUCACGAAAGUACCCGGAGAGCCAUUUGCCCACUCUCGGCUCUAAAACGCCUCCUGCCUCACCCCACAGGGUUGCUGACAUGAGAAUGAUUGAUAUUCAUCCUCACCAUAGCGCUCACAUUCCCCCCCACACCAUCCAGCCUGACAGGUCUUCCCCCAGCCGCCAGUCCUUCAAAAAAGAGCCGGGACCGCCUGUGUUUGUGGACGCGAAAGCACGGAGUGCCCUCGGCCUCCCGGGCAUGGCCGAGGUGGUGCCCUCUCCAGUUGACAAGCAGGCUUUUGGCUAUGGGUCACCUGCGAUGCCCAAGGACAAGGAGACAAGAGAGAGGAUACAAGCCAUGGAGAAACAGAUUGCCAGUUUAACUGGUCUUGUUCAGUCUGCGCUUUUUAAAGGGCCAAAUACAAGUAAUAGCAAAGAUGCUUCUAGUGAGAAGAUGAUGUUGAAAAUUGUGUCCAGCAAGAGCAGCAUUGACACUGCAGGCACUGCUAACAUAUCUGGGGGGAAGAACGCGUUGGCAACUGUGGACUCAGCUGUCAUCCAUCACCCUGCUGGAGCCCCAUCAAUGCAAGUCAGCCUGCAUGGUAUGAAACGCAACGUGUCGGAUCUGCGGCUGCAGCUGCAUCAGAUGAAGCAGCUACAGCUGCAGAACCAGGAGAUGCUGAGGGCAAUGGUGAAGAAAGCGGAACUGGAAAUCAAUGGCAAAAUGAUUGAAACAGUGAAGAGGCUUGAAGAUCCUGUGCAGCGACAGCGCAACCUGGUGGAACAAGAAAGGCAGAAAUACCUCAACGAGGAAGAAAAGAUUGUAAAGAAGUUAUGUGAGCUGGAGGCUUUUGUUGAAGACCUGAAGAGGGACUCCACUGCUUCCAGCAAGACAGUUACACUGAAAGAUGUUGAAGAUGGAGCCUUUCUUUUGCGUCAAGUGGGAGAAGCUGUUGCCACCCUGAAAGGAGAGUUCCCGACGUUGCAGAAUAAAAUGCGUGCGAUCCUCCGGAUUGAGGUAGAAGCUGUGAGGUUCCUAAAGGAAGAACCACACAAGCUAGACAGCUUGCUGAAACGUGUGCGCAGCAUGACCGAUAUCCUUACCAUGCUCAGGAGACAUGUUACAGAAGGACUGCUGAGGGGUGUGGAUCCAUCCCAAGCUGUACAAUACUCUGCGAUGGAAAAGGCCACUGCAGCUGAUGCUCUGAAAAACCAGGAGGAGCUCAAGCAUUCCCAGGGACAUGCACAGCAAAAUCCCACAGCAGUCACAUCAGAGUCCCAGGUGUCAUCAGUCAAGUCAGAAGUCAUCCCCUUCUCAACAAUGACGGUCCAUCACGUGCAGAGCUCGCCUGUUGUCAUCCAUCAGUCUCAGCACUCAUCAGCCCUGGUCAGCCAUGCCCAGGGUUCACCCACUGCAGCCAGCCACAGCGAAGGUGUGCCGGUGGGCGGCCACCUCUCAGCCACCCCUCCAGCCCCCCUGCAAGAGCCCGCAACAGGAUCCCAGCCCACACAAGCCACGCCAGCAUCACAGGUCUCUGUCAAUGGCACCACCAUGCAAAGUCUUUUCAUUGAGGAAAUUCACAGUGCAAGUACCAGAAACCGAGCUGUAUCAAUUGAGAAAGCUGAAAAGAAAUGGGAAGAGAAAAGACAAAACCUCGAUCACUAUAAUGGAAAGGAAUUUGAAAAGCUCUUGGAAGAGGCCCAGGCCAAUAUAAUGAAGUCAAUUCCUAACCUGGAGAUGCCUCCCCAGCCAGCAGCCCUGCCUAAAGGGGAUGCAGUGGAAAAGCUAGAAGUCUCAGAAGAAGUUCCUGAUGGAGAACAGGAUAACGACAAGCUGACCAAGUCUCCACCUCCUCCACCUCCACGGCGCAGUUACCUGCCAGGGUCAGGACUAACCACAACGAGAUCAGGAGAUGUCAUCUAUGCAGCCAGAAAAGAGGCUGCUGCUGUCAAGGAAUGCAGUGAAGAUGCUGGGCAAAUAGCACAAUCCAAAGCCCCUAAAGAGGAUCAGGCAUUGUCUCGGAGCACAGGGCAUGCUGUAGCAUCAGCUGCAAAAGAUGAAGAGGAAGAGGAAGGAGAUAAAAUAAUGGCAGAAUUACAGGCUUUCCAGAAGUGCUCUUUUAUGGAUGUAAACUCAAACAGUCAUGCUGAACAGUCCAGAAAUGAUACACAUGUUAAAGACAUAAGGCCUGGGACUUUAAUGCAUCACAAGGAAAAGAAGGGCUCCAGCGCUGCCUCCCAGACAAGCCGGAUGCCGGUCCCCAUGGCUUCAAAAACUAGACAAGGAAGCACGGAGAAAGCAGGCAAACAGCACAAGCUGCAGGAUCCACGCCAAUACAGACAGGCUAAUGGAAGUGCUAAGAAAGCUGGUGGGGACUAUAAGGCUACUUCCCCUACCCUACCUGCUUCUAAGAUCCCAGCCUUUUCUCCCACUUCUGGGAAAAGCAGCUCAGCACCUGCUUCUAGCGGUGACAGCUCUAACCCUCUUAAUCCACCUACUAAAACCUCCAUUCCUUCCUCUAACCUUCUCAGUCCUCAGACAGGUCGCAUAACUUACUCUACCUCCCUCAUCCCCUCUGUCUCUAACGGCUCCUCCAAGUUUCAGAGCCCCACUUACCCAGGGAAAGGUCACCAUCUCUCCUUCUCACUACAGACUCAAAAUGGCCGGCCACCCCCUCCUUCCUCCUCUACCUCCCCCCCCUCCUCUACCUCUCCCACUUCACUGAACCAAGGUAUGAAGAGCAUCAGGACAAUCCACACACCUAGCUUCACCAGCUACAAGGCACAGAAUGGAAAUGCCGGCAAGUCCACCCCAGCCACGGCCAAGGAGCCAUCCUAAAGGCUAAGCACAGCACGCGUGCAAGUUCACCAAGGCUUUUUGUUCAUUUUCAAAGAAUCUGCAGCCAAUAUUUUAACCAGGGAAUGUAACCAUUUUGCUGUAUUGCUGGAGGCUUAAUACUAAUCACGUGCUAAAUACUGAAUUACUACACUAGAUUAGAGUGAAGCUUUUUUGUAAAACUCUGUUGCUGUUGUAAUGAUAAAAGAGCGUUUUCUUCCUAUAGGCAGCACCUCUUACAAAAAAGUGCGCAGGUGUGUGAGUGAACUUGACUGCGUGUGCACAGCGGUGUACUGAGCAUGGGAAAAUGUAUGGUUAAAAAUUUAGUAAGUUGUUUUGUAUAAAGCUAUUUUUCAUUAUGGGGACUAGAAGUGAACAGAGAUAUACUAAAGUGUGAUUAUACACAACUGUAAAA
Messenger RNA from Gymnogyps californianus (California condor), 4589 nucleotides. RefSeq names its product KIAA1217 ortholog. The transcript is spliced from 19 exons. NCBI's taxonomy places the organism in Eukaryota, Metazoa, Chordata, Aves, Accipitriformes, Cathartidae. The coding region runs from base 2 to 4177 and encodes 1391 amino acids. The record is from RefSeq and is a predicted model, not a curated record. Gene Ontology annotation, cellular component: cytoplasm.